GUUUCGUGUGAAGGUGUUGUCAAUAUUUUAAAAUACGUCAACACAUUUCUUAUUUAUGUGUUUGCUUGCAAAAUAAUUUAAAUCAAAACAUUUUUUUUAUUAUUUGUUUAAUCAAGUGCCUUAAUUAGUGCCCAAAAAAUGGAUAAAGACGUUUCAAGAACUCGCAAUUACGUAUCUGAAAACACACAAAUUACAACACAAAAUAAUAAAAAAGAAACAGUGAGAAAUAUGACAAACAGUUCUCUGGGCAAACGUAAAAAAAAGCAGGAGAAGAAAAAUAAAUACUUGCAAGAAUGGGUCGACAAAGCCUUACAACAAGAUGUUAUAGAAAACGAUUCAGACUUCAGUGAAAACAUCUACCCACCUAACUUUUAUCACAUGAAUCCGAUGCAUCAACAACGUAUACACUCAGCAAUAUCAGAUCCAAGUUUCUGCAGAUUCGGAGUACCUGUAAAUCCUUUCCUUAUGGAACCCUCAUCAUUACCCUACUACAACCAUUCCACCACUAAAUCCCACCAGUAUAUUCCACAACCUAAUUAUAACGUUUCUAGAAAUACAUUCCCAAAUAGGAAACGAUGUUUCAAUUCAAGGCAAAAUCAUACCACACAAACGUCUGUAGUAGCAAAACCUGCAAAUACUCCUUCAGAGUUACAAUUUACAAGCCUCCCACCGGUUGAUAUGACUGCUUCGAGUGUUGAUGAUAGUCAGGAUCAGAGACGGUUUAGUGAUCCUGGUUUAGGUUCGAAUGGGGACGGCCAGGAUUCCUCAGACAGUGAUGAUUCGAAUGGUAGUUCUAAUUUAAUUUCAGUGCCGAAGAAAAUUAUUACAACUUUGGUGGAACAGAUACAUUCGUUAAAGGAAAUCACAACUAAAUUGAAUAGAGAUAUGUUUGAAAUGAGGGGUGAAUUAGAACAAGUAAAGCAGCACUCAGCAUGGGCUAGACAAAAUACACCAGCUACAACAAUUGCACCAGCGUCUCCUUUACCUGUAGGAAAUCAGACGUAUACACCAGGAAUGCUUGCUGAUGCUAUUCGUGAAGUACGUGAUUCCACAAAGGUACGUGAAGAAGCAUUUAUGUUAAGAUUCAAAUCACUAAUGGAUGAAAGGGCUGCGAAUAAUAGUUUGUAUGGAAAUAUGAACGGACUAGAUAGUAUUUCGGAAAGUGGACGCGACAUACAUGAAUUAACGAAAGCUCGAAUUAACAAGCUUGAAACAGAAUGUCGUCUGGAGCGACUUGAGGAAGAUCUUAGAACCUUGAGACUGCAAAAUGAAAUGCCAUAUUUACAUAAUGGGACGACAGGCCCUCGUACAAUUCAACGUUUUCGCUCGUUCGAUAGCAAAUUGUUGGAUUCUGAAAGAGAUCGCGAAAUUGAAAUGGAAUUGCUUGAUUUAAGACGCGAAGUACAAGAAGCUAAAGCUAGCCGGGAUGAAGCUAUAGAAAAAUCUAAAAAUAACGAACGUCUAGUGACCAUCCUUCGCAAAAAGUUGCACCAAGCCUCAAUGAACGGCGAUACCGAUUCGGCAAAUUCUGAUCAACAACAGCAACAGCAACAGCAUUAAGUCAAAUCAGUCCAAUUUCUCGAAAUCAUUCUUUAACAGGACAAAGUUUGAAUACUUCUACAUUAGAAUUGCGAGCUCGUCAGACGCCUACAAGUGCAGCUUCGCAGAGCCAUAAUGGAUAUGUUACUAUGUCCGGACCUGUUACCGAUUUGCAGUUUUGUUAAAACAAGAUUCUUUGGAUGAAAAUUGGACAAUUGGAAUUAUUAUUAUAUUGACCAUACUUAUAUAUAAGGAC
Messenger RNA from Ctenocephalides felis (cat flea), 1795 nucleotides. RefSeq lists its product as uncharacterized. The transcript is spliced from 8 exons. The record is from RefSeq and is a predicted model, not a curated record. Bases 139 to 1560 code for a protein of 473 amino acids. NCBI's taxonomy places the organism in Eukaryota, Metazoa, Arthropoda, Insecta, Siphonaptera, Pulicidae.